Molecule: messenger RNA, 2019 nt
Organism: Colius striatus (speckled mousebird)
Lineage: Eukaryota; Metazoa; Chordata; Aves; Coliiformes; Coliidae
Gene: EDN1
Product: endothelin 1
Exons: 5
Coding region: 281-889 (202 amino acids)
Biological process (GO): regulation of systemic arterial blood pressure by endothelin; regulation of vasoconstriction; vein smooth muscle contraction
Cellular component (GO): extracellular region
Molecular function (GO): endothelin A receptor binding; endothelin B receptor binding; hormone activity
Source: RefSeq, a predicted model, not a curated record
GUCUGGGGAUAAAAUAGCGCCGGGGCUGUUUACCCGCUCCAUGGGGGUUCGCUAUAAAAGGGCGCCGGGGACCGCCGCGCCAGCCAGACGCGCCCGGGCGCACCGAGCCGCUGCCUGUCCCCGCGCCGCGUCCCGCAGGGCACGGGACACAGCUCUCCGGCCAGACCCCGGGACGGACUUUCUUCCCUUUUUUCUCUUUUAUUAAUUUUUACCCUUUUUAACUUCCCCCCCCCCCCGCCAUUCACUCUCCCGUUUUUCCGUCCGCUCUCCGCCGCCUGCUAUGGAUUAUCCCCAGAUGAUCGUCUCGCUGUUCUUCGUGCUGUGCCCGGGGCUGCUGCCGGCAGCCCCCGGUGCCGAGGCGGACGCCGCGCCGCCCCCCGCAGCCGCUCACCGCCGCGCCCGGCGCUGCUCCUGCUCCUCGCUGAUGGACGAGGAGUGCGUCUACUUCUGCCACCUCGACAUCAUCUGGAUCAACACCCCCGAGAAGACUGUUCCUUAUGGUCUGGGAGGCCCUUCUCGAUCCAGAAGAUCCCUGAAGGACCUGGUGCCGGAGAUGCUCGCUGAACGUAGCAGCAGAUGCCGAUGUGCCAGCCAGAAAGACAAGAAAUGUCUGAGCUUCUGCCAGGCAGGAAAAGAUCUCUGGGCUCAGUCCACGGUGGAGAAAACCUUGCAUCACAGCAACAAAGCUGGCAAUUGCACUGGACCCAAAUGCACCAGCAGGCAGCUGGUUGACAGCAAGAAAAUGAAGCGGCUGGAAGCCAUUGGUAACAGUAUCAAAGCUUCCUUCAGCAUCGCAAAGCUGAAGGCUGAGCUCCAGAAAGGAUGGAAGCUGAAACAUAACAGGGCGAGCAAAAGACAAAGCAUCUGGGAAAGCCUGAAAGCAUCCUAGUGGGAAGAUCACUUCAAUAUUUCUCCAUCAGACUUGCUGACAAAGCAUCACCAAAACUGUCUCCCGACUUCUGACAUUCCACGACGAUGAAAGGCCUCUCGGUCCAAGUGUUUGUGCAGCAGAGCAAAACACUGAGGAGGUCCCGUAUUUGGAGGUAUAAAAGCAAAGGAUUUCGUCAUUUUGGAAUGUGUAUCAAUGGGUAGAAGGGGUGAAGGGGAAUCUGUAGAAACAUCCAAGAAAAGCCAUCUCUCUGAAGAAACAUUUGAACGUUGCUUCUGCAGUGUUACCCAUCCGUUGACCAGCUUUCAGGGUCGACACCGAAAGCAUCUUGCAAGGAAAACCUCACAGAUGUGCUUAGAAAGGGCAGAAAGCAAGAUCUGAGUGGACAAAGUUCAAAGCCAAAAAAAAACCUCUCUACCUUUUGGUUAAAAUGCAAAACAUGAAAGCCACAGUGCUACUUUAAUCAGGACUUACUGCAUAUCUACAUGUCUACCUCGCCUACUGUUUGUUGCACUCCUGCUAGAGUAUUUUUACACCUCGUUAUUGCCUUUACUAAUCAGCUGCAACCCUUUGCCUUUUUUUUUCAGAAGUCUUAGUUUACUUGUACAACCAGGAUUGUUAUCUGAAUGUGGGUUAGACACUGUGGUUGUUUGCAUAGAAAGCCCUCUGGUUUUGGAUACCAAAGGACUCUUUGACAUAAAAGUUAGAGGACACUACUCAGUUUCCCAUAACAAGGAUAUUUGCCUAACUGGAGUUCUAAUAAUAGAGGCUGUUGUGUCUUACAUGACACCAAAAAUGCACUGAAAUAGGGAUGGACCAGAGGCUGUUGUGAGAUCUUAGUGCCUUGUUUGGUGGAAACGUGUCGAGACAAAGGGUUGUUUUGAAUUAUGUCAAAAGGCUAAUAUUUGGGUGAAUGUUUAUAGCAGUGAAAUGAUUCACAUUGUUGAAUUUGCUGACAGAUUGAACCUUAUGUGCUUAUAUUUUGUGUUUUGUAUUUAUAUUCACACAAGUUCUUCAUUAUAUUUACCAUGUUGAAUAUACACUGAAGUAGGCCAUAUUGGUCUAUGCAUGUUUUAUGUAUUUCUGUAUGAAAUAGGGAAAUGCUUUAUGCCUGUCAAGGUAAAUAUCUU